AUCACGCGCGGGGCCCCGCGUCCCCGGAGCCCCAGGCGUACAGCGGGCCAGGAGCCUGCGCUAGGGCUGGAUGGGGCGGUGCCCCGGACCUCCUCCCCCAGGCGGGGGCUGGAGCCCCCAGGGCGGGCCGAGGAUGGACCGCCCGGGAGGGGAGAGGCGGGGAGGGGAGGGAGGCCGCGGCUGACCCGCACUGCAGCAGCUGUUGCCCGCGUGUGACUCGCCUGUCCCGGCUGUGCCGCUGGGGCAAAGUCACAUGGCGCGGUGGGGAGGGGGGGGGCAUCGUGUCCCCCUCUUAGGUCCCUGGUGAUUGAGUCGGGAGAUCCCGGCUUCUGCCCUCCCCUCGCCUCCCCCGCGUUCGCCCAGCCGGGGAGGAGGAAACGCGAGCCGCGCGCAGACACCUCCUCCUCCUCUGCCGCCACCGCCGCCGUCGUCCCCGCGCCACGGUGCCUGUUGCUGCCGCCGCCGCCGGACCCGCCGGGUCCUCAGCCGGGUGGAGAAGAGGCGGGAGCCGAGCCAAGGGGAACCCUUCCCCGCCCCCCCGCGGCGGGAAGAGCGCAGUGAGCCGCGCACGAUGGACGCCCCGCCCGCCCGGGCGGUCUCCAGGCUGCCCCCGAGCACCUGCGCCCCCCGGCCCGGCCCAGGGCUCUGAGCGCGCCGCGGCACAGGAUUCUGCAUCCGAAGCACGUAAAAUAGAUUGCUUGGUCUAAAACAGAAAACGGUAGCAACGUUUUGCUGAGUUUCCAGACCUUUCCCAAGAUGGAACCAAUAACAUUCACAGUGAGGAGGCAUCCAUUUCCUAACGAGGUCUCGGUGGACUUCAGCCUUCAGCUGGUGGGCUCUCUGCCUGUGCAUUCUCUCACCACCAUGCCCAUGCUGCCCUGGGUCGUGGCAGAGGUGCGAAGGCUCAGCGGGCAGUCCUCCAAAAAGGAGCCUGGUAUCAGGCAGGUCCGGCUUUGUGUUUCGCCCUCUGGACUAAAAUGUGAACCUGAGCCAGGGAAAAGUCAACAAUGGGAUCCACUGAUCUGUUCCAGCAUCUUCGAGUGUAAGCCUCAGCAUGUUCACAAACUGAUUCACAACAGUCAUGACCCGAGUUACUUUGCUUGUCUGAUCAAGGACAAUGCAGCCAAUCGGCAGAGUAUCUGCUAUGUGUUCAAAGCCGAUGAUCAAACAAAAGAAGUGAACAAUUCUGUCAUGUCCCCAAGGAGAAGUUAGACCACGACUGGGGCACUGAAGGGCCAGCAGUGGGAAAAGAAUUAGAGGCAUCAGCUGCAGAAAGAGGAAGCUGAGCUGUGGUGGCCACAGUGACGAGAAGUGGGAGUUGUGGGAGCAGCGGGGGACCAGUGGUGCCUCCGGAGGGUGUUUGGGAGUAGCAGUUGUGGCCAUGCUGAUGCUGGUUGUCUUUUCAGCCCACGGGCCACGAGCAGGUGCUCUGCUGGGCUUUACGAAAUUUCAGGACAGCCACAGGAUGCUAUGUGGAAAUGAAAAUGUGUGUCCGCACAAGUCUCGUAACCAGCACUCCCGCAGCUUUCUAUGGAUCAGCCAAAAAUGGAAAACAGCCCAGAAACAGAAAACAACCCAGAUGUCCAUCAACAGGGGGCGAAUAGAAUGCCGUUCACCAAUAACAAGGAUGCACAUAGCAAUGUGCAAAAUCUCAG
Molecule: messenger RNA, 1655 nt
Organism: Equus quagga
Lineage: Eukaryota; Metazoa; Chordata; Mammalia; Perissodactyla; Equidae
Product: TBC1 domain family member 1-like
Exons: 3
Coding region: 757-1212 (151 amino acids)
Source: RefSeq, a predicted model, not a curated record